This is a messenger RNA of Didymodactylos carnosus, 1644 nucleotides long. The record is from the annotation of a GenBank genome assembly. NCBI's taxonomy places the organism in Eukaryota, Metazoa, Rotifera, Eurotatoria, Philodinida, Philodinidae.
AUGUCUACAUUCGAUAAUUUGCCAUGUGAAAUGAUAAUAGACAUAUUCGAUUAUAUACCUACAUCGAAUGUUAUUGACUCAUUUUAUAAUUUAAACUCUCGAUUAAAUACGAUCAUUUAUAAGUUGAAUAACACAACCUUCGAUUUAUCAAAUAUUUCAAAGAAUAAGUUCAAAUUCUAUUGUCAACAUUUCAUUCCAAAAUGGCAGAACAGUUUAAAAUCAUUAAAAUUAUCCAAUCAAGUUACAAUUGAUGGUAUAAAAUUAUUUAAUUCACGAUGUAAACUUGAAGAAUUAUCACAUUUACGUUCAUUGACAUUAAUUAAGCCAACAUAUCUUGAGAUUGGAAGCAUUAUUUCAAAAUUGUCGAACCUAAAACAACUAACUUAUUUAUCGAUAAUAUCCAAUGAAUAUCCAUCAGACAUCUUGAAAUCACUAUUUACACUUUCAUCGUUGAAAACAUGUUGUUUACUUGGAUUUGAAGUAAAUGAUUUCGAUUCUGAUACGGACAUAUGUAACAUCGAAUAUUUAACAAUUACUUGUGUUAAUGUGAAUAGUAUGUGUCAACUUCUCUAUCAUCUACCAUUGCUUAACCGUUUAAUAGUAACAAUUAAGGAAGAAAAUGAUCCAACAACAAUCACAUUGUCUACUGACACAUUUCAAAAUUUAAAACAUUUAGAAUUAAAAGUGGACAAUAUUCCGUUUUUACAAAUUGAAUCAUUACUUCUUAAGUUUCCUUACAUUGAGUAUUUAUCAUUUUCUAGCCAUACUGACAAAGAUUUGGAUCCUGACCUAAUUGAUAGUCAACAUUGGGAGACGAUUAUCUCAUCGUUAACAUUACUAAAGCACUUCAGUCUCUAUAUAGAUUUAUCUCGUUGCUUUCCGAUCGAUAUUGAUUGUAUCUAUUCAAAAUUUCAAACAGAUUUCUGGAUCAAUAGAGAAAUUCAUGUCAAUUAUUUAAUUACCGAUUUAUCCUACAUUCUUCAUACGAUACCUUAUCCAGAACAAACAUUUGCAAUUGAUUGGACAUAUUUUAAAACAAAAUCAUUAAAUUUCGCAAAUAAUUAUGAUCGUGUGCAUAAUCUAUCCAUUACGUUCAACAAUGAUGAAAGCAAACACUCUGCACUAAAAUUUACAAAUUUACAGUCAUUACAAAUACUCGAUUUUGAUGGAAUACCAUUAGAGUUUAAUGAAUCAAUUGAACUUGAUAAAUUAAGACAUUUACAUUUGUCUUGCAAAACUUUUCAAAAUAUGGAAUUAUUGAAACGAACAAAAAAUCUUCAUUCGUUAACUUUAUUAAACUGUGAUCUUAAACAAACAAUAUUUAAUGAUCUAAUUGUAAUGGAGAAUAUGAGUAGAAUCAAAGAACUUAAAUUAUAUGGAUUAAAUUAUACAAGUGAGACUGUUGAUCUUAUAGUGUCUGUAUUUUCCAAUAUUGAAUCUUUAACGAUUGAAGUUAAGACACUCGAAUAUUUUGGUAGCAUUUUAAAACAACUAUUGAACAAAUUAACCAAAUUAAUUCAUUUACAAGUAUACUCUAGAGACGAUGAAAAAAAUACGUGGUCUUCAUGGACAAAAAGAAAUUCUAGACUACUUAAAAACUUAUGUUAUCGAAGUUUUAAUCGAUUUUUAUUCUUCUGGUUAUAA